This is a messenger RNA of Serpula lacrymans var. lacrymans S7.9, 1631 nucleotides long. RefSeq lists its product as uncharacterized. The transcript is spliced from 2 exons. Gene Ontology annotation, cellular component: cytosol. Gene Ontology annotation, molecular function: adenosylmethionine decarboxylase activity. NCBI's taxonomy places the organism in Eukaryota, Fungi, Basidiomycota, Agaricomycetes, Boletales, Serpulaceae. Gene Ontology annotation, biological process: spermidine biosynthetic process; spermine biosynthetic process. The record is from RefSeq and is a predicted model, not a curated record. Bases 46 to 1419 code for a protein of 457 amino acids.
CCCCAUCUACCACUCCACCUCUCCCUGCGCUUCUCCUGAGUAACCAUGUCGUUCAAUGAUGACAAGGACUACUCUGCCCCUUUUGAAGGCCCCGAAAAAUUACUAGAAAUCUGGUUUGCACCUUCACCUGCUCACGUGCCAGAUGCACUUUCUCCAACCAAUGGCAGAAUUGGUCUGAGGAACGUCCCCAGAAAAGUAUGGGAGGACAUGCUUGAUAUCGUCAAGUGUAAAGUCCUCAGUUCUAUCGAAGGACAGGAAACAGACGCCUAUCUUUUGAGCGAAUCCUCGCUUUUUGUUUUUGCCCAUCGCAUCAUCCUGAAAACAUGCGGAACCACUCUUAACCUCCUUGGUCUUCCUCGCAUCCUUGAGAUCGCACGCGAAUAUGCGUCCCUUCAUUCUGUAUACCGUUGCUUCUACUCGCGAAAGUCUUUCAUGUUCCCUGAGCGCCAGCUUGGUCCCCAUAGAGAAUGGAAGGACGAAGUCAAGUUUCUCGAUGACAUCUUCCCAAAUGGUGCGGCUUAUACCGUCGGCAAAGUAAACGGCGACCACUGGUUGCUUUACAUAACAACACCUGGUGAAGGGUUUGCAAAUGGAGAGACUGUACCAAGUUCUCCCGAGACUAUCCCGUCGAUGCUCCUUCAGAAGAAGGGUGGCACGCAGGAGGAUGGCCAGGAUAUUUUACAGGCGGACAAUUCCGAACCUCAAUUCAAUCAAGAUUACACGAUCGAAAUUCUCAUGAGCAACUUAUCUCCAGAGGCCCGAGAGACGUUCUAUUUCUCCACUCCCCCAUCUCCAUCCGAUUCCGAGACGUCCUUGGAGACGUUUUCUAACACAGGACUGACACUGUCUUCUGCCAUCGGUGUCACUGAUCUGUUUCCCACUGAUCUAACCACGUUGGAUGCGUACGCAUUCACACCAUGCGGGUAUUCUUCCAACGCGCUGCUGAAAUGGGGGGGCCGGGGUGACACGGAGUCUUCUAGUAAAGGUGGUGAAGGAUAUUACACCAUCCAUGUCACACCCGAAGAAGGCUGGUCUUAUGCCAGCUUCGAAUGCAACGUGCCACUGUCGACAGCUCCGUUUUCCAAAGUGGAUGACAUUCCUGAUUUGAAAACGCUCAUCAGGCGUGUUGUGAACAUCUUCCAGCCUGGGCGACUUUCCCUGACACUAUUCAUAUCGAGCAUGAAUAACGGCAAUGCCGAGGAGGAGGAAAGCGAGACAGCGGUGGAAGCAGCGCAGAGGGCGUUUAAAGCAGCACUGUCAACCUGGCGCCCCAUGUCAUGUUCGUCUGAUGGAUCAUCAGACGGAGGGCAUGUGUUUGGAGACCAGGAGAGAGGAAAAAGAGGCUAUAAGAGGACAGACAAGAUCAACUACGAAUUUGGGGGAUACGAUCUGGCAUUUGCGUCGUUUGAGCUCCGUUGAGGGAAUUGGAAUUGGGGGUUUGGCAGCUUCCAAUCAAGUUCUAUCUAUUUAUUUUUUCGCUUUUCUGUGAUUUGUUUUUCAAGUUUACGUUUCCAGCGCCUAUGAAAGCAACAGGAAGAGAUUUUUGUAUUCGUUGGCGUGUUCGCAGUUGGCAGUUUUGUGUGAUCUUUGUACGAGUUUGCGGUGAAUAUUUUUGAUGAUUGUAUAUGAGA